Grammomys surdaster is the source of this 507-nucleotide messenger RNA. Its product is annotated as lymphocyte antigen 6A-2/6E-1-like. The record is from RefSeq and is a predicted model, not a curated record. Bases 1 to 507 code for a protein of 168 amino acids. NCBI's taxonomy places the organism in Eukaryota, Metazoa, Chordata, Mammalia, Rodentia, Muridae. Gene Ontology annotation, cellular component: plasma membrane. Gene Ontology annotation, molecular function: acetylcholine receptor inhibitor activity; acetylcholine receptor binding. The transcript is spliced from 3 exons. Gene Ontology annotation, biological process: acetylcholine receptor signaling pathway.
AUGAACAGUUCUCAGGCUACAAAGUCCUGUGUGCUCAUCCUUCUUGUGGCCCUACUGUGUGCACAAAGAGCUCAGGGGCUGAAGUGCUACAAUUGCCAGGGGCUCCCUAUUGAGGCUACCUGUUCAUCAUCAAUUAACUGUUCUGAACCCAAUGGAGUCUGUGUUGCUCAGGAGGCAGAAGUUACUGUGGGCUCUAAAAUAACUAAAGUAAAGGGCAAUGCGUGCCUUCCAGAGUGCCCUAUUGAUCUUGAACAAAUCCCGAAGCUGGGUACUACUCUCCACAUGAAGGUUUUCUGUUGCAAUGAAGACCUCUGCAAUGCAAAAGUUCCCAUUGGAACCAGAACCCGGACCACAGCACGUCCAAGGAGUGCUUCUGUUCAGCCUGGGCUCAGGCCUCCUGCAAACCUUGCUGUGAUGGUCCUUCCACCGAUCCCCACUCUUAUCCUUUUAUCCUUAUGUCUUAUAACUGCAUCCCUGAGCCCUCUAGUGAUGAACUAUGAGUUAUAG